UCCGGCCGGAAUCCACCAGGCACCUACUGACGAUCCAGGCAGCAGACACCGCGCGCCGCCAUGUCCGGCUGCCCCUGCCCCUGCUCCACCUGCGCCUCCGCAUCGUCUCCCCUGUCCCUCCUGCCUUCCAUCCCCGCCGAUCCCAGACGCAGCAGCUUCGCCUUCCCCUCCUCGCGCGGCGGCCCAAGGCGGAGAGGCCUGCGCGUGGUAGUCGCGGCGAGCAGCAAGGACGAGAAGGCGGAGGCGGAGGAGGGAGACCCGGCGUUCAACCCGUUCGGUUUCGUGACGGAUAACCCGUCGAGCCGCACCGCCAUCCAGCUGCCGGAGUCGCCCGCCCAGGACGGCAAUGUCGGCCAGAUGCUCUACAGGACAGAGGACAAGGGAAGAGAGUACGGCAAGAGCGUGAGAUCAGGAGAGUUCCGAUGGUUCGUCAGAGAAACAGGUUCCCCUGAUGCACGGCGUGGAACUGUGAUGUUUAUUCACGGUGCUCCAACUCAGUCUUUUAGUUAUCGCACAGUGAUGGCUCAGAUGACAGAUGCUGGCUACCACUGCUUUGCUCCUGACUGGAUAGGAUUUGGGUUUAGUGAGAUGCCACAGCCUGGGUACGGAUUUGAUUACAAAGAAGAGGAAUUCCACAAGGCAUUCGAUGAACUUCUUGGCACUCUAAAUAUCACCGAACCAUUCUACUUAGUUGUCCAGGGAUUUAUUGUAGGUUCUUAUGGUCUAACAUGGGCAUUGAAGAACCCGAGCAAACUUCGUAAGGUAGCAAUUCUGAACAGCCCACUUACUGUUUCUUCCCCAGUGCCUGGAGUGAUAAAGCAGCUCAGGUUGCCACUCUUUGGUGAAUUUACUUGCCAAAAUGCUAUUUUGGCUGAAAGAUUCAUUGAAGCAGGUAGCCCCUACGUGCUGAAGUCAGAGAAGGCUGACGUAUACAGAUUACCGUAUCUAUCAAGUGGUGCUCCUGGAUUUGCAUUGCUUGAAGCUGCCAGGAAAGCCAAUUUUCAAGAUGUACUAAGUAGAAUUUCGGCUGGAUUUUCAUCCAACAGCUGGGAAAUACCAAUAUUGCUUGCAUGGGGGGAAUCAGACAAGUACUUACCACUCUCGAUAGCUGAGGAGUUCCAGAAAAGCAACCCGAAAGUGGUGAAACUGAAGACAAUAGAGGGGGCCGGUCAUAUGCCACAGGAGGAUUGGCCAGAGAAGGUGGUGAGCGCCCUGACAUCGUUUCUGUUUUAGUUGACAUCCCACAAGGCCAUCUUACAAGGUGUAGAGAUAAGAGACUGGUCACUUAAUUGCUGUUUCGUCCGUCUAUUUGUACAGGGUGUAAAUGAAAGGUUUCGGGACAGUUUGUAUGUAAUAUAUGAUGUCUGGUUGGACAUCGACAUCACGAGUUAUAUAUGUACAGCCGGUUCUUCAUUGCA
Molecule: messenger RNA, 1418 nt
Organism: Lolium rigidum
Lineage: Eukaryota; Viridiplantae; Streptophyta; Magnoliopsida; Poales; Poaceae
Product: haloalkane dehalogenase 2-like
Exons: 11
Coding region: 61-1233 (390 amino acids)
Cellular component (GO): chloroplast
Molecular function (GO): catalytic activity
Source: RefSeq, a predicted model, not a curated record